Molecule: messenger RNA, 2272 nt
Organism: Alosa alosa (allis shad)
Lineage: Eukaryota; Metazoa; Chordata; Actinopteri; Clupeiformes; Clupeidae
Gene: il15ra
Product: interleukin 15 receptor subunit alpha
Exons: 8
Coding region: 129-1025 (298 amino acids)
Biological process (GO): interleukin-15-mediated signaling pathway
Cellular component (GO): plasma membrane
Molecular function (GO): interleukin-15 receptor activity
Source: RefSeq, a predicted model, not a curated record
GCUUAUAGGCUACAUAGCCUACCUCACAUAACGACCACGACUAUGAACAUAACUUCUCAGAGCAUCAACAUAAUGUCCUCCCUCUCUUUUAAAGAGGGACGACACAGCUGAGCGCCCAGCGAAGAAAUAUGAUUUUGAAGUCCCUGCUCCUACUUCUGAUCGUCGGCGAACUGAAGAUCACGAGAGCAGAGGAAGGUUGUGGCCCUCCCUCUCCGGUGGAACAUACCAUACCGAUAGAACAGACCAAGUUUCCUGUGAACCACUCAUUGCGUUACAAGUGUGAGCCUGGUUUUAGGAGGAAAGCGGGAACUUCAAACCAGAUCAAAUGCAAAUUCAACUCAACAUCACUAGCCUACAGCUGGCAUACACCUUUGCAUCUGAUUUGUGUCGCAACCUCCACGAAGAAAACGACAACUGCAACACCAGAGUACACAACCUCGACUGGCACUCCGCUCCCUACUGUAGGGCAAACAACCACCCAUGGGAAGCCGCACACCACACACACCAGCUUAGCACCUAAAGCUAUCGCUAGAGCAACCACCAGAGCCACCAGAACAUCAGUCACAUUCCCAGGCACCACCACCACCACAACAACAACUACAACAACAACAACAACAACAACAACAACAACAACAACAACAACAGAAGCAGCAGCUUGGGAGACAAGAGAGGCCACAGGGGCCCAUGUAAAGCCAACCAGUACAGGCAGCUCUGUGCAGAUGCCCACUAGGGCCUCUCCCAGUCCCACACUAGAUUCCAGUGUUUUUCUGCCACACUCCAAUCAGCCUGCUGUAGUGUCUGGAAGUGUUCUAGCGGUGGUUGCAUUUAUCUUACUGACGGGCCUCCUCUGUUUUUUCCGCUCAAAGAAAGCUCUGCCAUUCCGACAGAGAUACAACAUAGCGGAGACAGCAGCUGCCACCGAGAGAGUUGACAUGGCGACACAACCCAACACAGACUCUCACCCCAGUAGCGGUACGCCUCUGUGUGAAGAGGUUGUAUCAGACUCUGAUGGUCCGCCCUCGUAACAGACCAAAAGAAAAGCUCUUUACAGAGACUAAGGAGCAGAAUGUGUGGCUUAGUAUCUCCCAUCUCUUCCCCUGGACACGACACAAUAUACUGAAGGAAUGAAAAUCCUGAUUCCCAACCAGGGCCACAUCUGGUGUGGAUUUCGGUUCUCCGGUACCCUGCGGCACGCUGUAGUGAUGUGUAAACGCCGUCAUCAGAGUAAAGUGAGGUGGGUGAACACGGUGUGCUCUAUUUUCAAAUACUUGGAUUCCACUGUUUUCAGUACAACCCCACAGACCAGCACCAAACCCUUUCACCGCCAUCGCGUUAAUUACGAGUUCUAUUUUCGUUCCUGCCACUCAGUGAAAUCCAUUGUCUAUCGAAUGCUUGUCACAGUUUAAGAUUUUGUAUCAGUUCCAGUUUGAAUGUUUUAGCACACUCAUGUUUGCAACUUGGCCUACCUUCUCUGAAAGUUAGCAUUUUCCUGGCAGUUAACAUCUGUCUGUUAGUUAGCAUGUCUAAGAGUUAUCAUUUCACUGACUGUUGGCCUGUCUGGUAUCCAAGGGAACCAACCCAUAAUAUGCCCCAGAGCGCCUGAAACAUGUAUUUAUUUUCAUUUUUUUUUUUUACAAAUUUUCAUGAUUAAUUGUGUAGUUCUACUUUUUUUUCUGUUGGUAAAGCUGCUGCCUGGUUGUCAAACCUGUGGAAAUAGCUAUUUUAGUGAUAUUCCUUACUGUGUCACACUGUUAUUGCAAAGGUGUUAAAAUCAGGGUUCUAAAUUAACUUUUUUGAUCACCAGCCAAUGUGGCUGGUAACUUUCUAAAGUUACUAGCCAAUCAGAAUUUCUAUUAGCCAAUUUUUUUCCGGUGAAAAUAGGAGAAUUAUGAGUUUGAGAUGAGUGUCACUGAAUGCAUUUGGUCAUUUUAUUAAUAUUGUUGGCAUGAAUACAUACCACAAAAUAUACACAGAAAGUGCAAACACUUCAUUUCAUGAUUGGGAUCUCUAUCUAUUUCUCUGUCGAUAUCCUCAUCCCCUGCUUUACUCCUAUUUUCGCCCCCAUAAGUCUGUCCCAACCACUGCCGCAUUUAGUUUAAUCUUAACUUAAUAAAAAGGAGAUAUCAAUUAUCAUCAACAAUGACAAGCCAGCUAAAACCUGCCACUCGUUUUCUCUCAAUCUUCUGCGCACUCAGACACGUUGUCAAUUAAAUGGAGUAGCAUAGGGCCUAUGUUCAAGUUGGAUCUUUAUAGAGAGGACCCGAAAAGUAUC